UUAUUCGCCCAUGCGUCUCGCUCACGCGCCAAUUAAUGUAUGAACAAGUACAUAUGAGCCAAAUGCAUGCGCGAAUUUUAACUUAAUAACAUCAUUUAGAUAUAGAAAAUGUGUGUUCGAAUUUGCCUCCGUAUCGGGUAACAAAAGCGUGAUAUAACAACGUGCAAAAACUGCGCGUGAAAUGGCAUCAAAGAUGGCGGAGAAAAAGGGCGUGGCGUGCGCACACGCCGCGAGCGUCGCUACGCCGGCAGUCAGUCGUGGCCACGCUAGCGAACGGACGUAUCGCCGCCAUGUCAGAAUUCGCGCAAACUCAAAACUCCAUCCUUCGCAUUAGCGACGAAAAAACGCUACAACUCAUAGAACUUUACGAACAAGAACAAUGUCUUUGGAACACACACAUUCCGGAGUAUAAAAGCAGAGAGAAGAGACAGAAAGCGACUGAGAGAAUCGCUCGGAAACUGGAUAUUAAGCACUUCGAAGCCCGCCAUGUUGUGAUUAAGUUUAAAAAUUUGAGGAACUCGUAUUGCCAGGAGUUGAAGAAGAUAGCGUCGAGCAUCAGCAUGGGGUUGAGCGAGGAGGAGCAGUAUAGGCCGAGGGUGUUCUGGUUUUCAAAGAUGGAUUCGUUUUUAAGGCCUCAUCUUCAGCCAGCGAGGGCCCAGUCAUUUUCGUUGUCGCACGCGUCAGAGAAUGAGCAAGUGAAAAGCGAAGCAGGAGCCGACAGCGACUCCAAUCAAAACAGCGAAGAUUACUGCAUAAAAGACGAUAGCGUACACUCCUUCCCUAUCGUAGAAUUGGAUGUAGAUGACAGCAUCCAUUCUGAGGAUGAGCCACCAAUGAAACGACGUGCUCAGAGGUAUUCCUCCUCUUCUUCUAGAAUAAGAGAUGCACCGCCGUCUUUUGUCCAAAUUGAUCUAGCUAAGACUAUAAAAGAUAUGGAAGCGAAAAUCCAAGCGCUGACUAACGAAAAGAAGGAAGAUUAUUAUGAUUCUUUCGGGAAGUAUAUAGCGUCAUUGCUUAGAAGUAUGCCGAAGGAAAAAGCGAUGUUGCUGCAACCAAAAGUGAUAAGUCUGAUAGUGUCAGGGGCUGGGUUAGGAGACGGUUCUGUGAGCCAGUCUGAUAUUUAGUUUUACUAUUUUUUUCUUAUAAUUAUUUAGUAAUUGCAUUCCAAUAAAGAUAUGAUUAAA
This is a messenger RNA of Cydia pomonella (codling moth), 1184 nucleotides long. RefSeq lists its product as uncharacterized. Bases 291 to 1124 code for a protein of 277 amino acids. The transcript is spliced from 2 exons. NCBI's taxonomy places the organism in Eukaryota, Metazoa, Arthropoda, Insecta, Lepidoptera, Tortricidae. The record is from RefSeq and is a predicted model, not a curated record.